AUGCUUUUCCUAUCCAACGAUUGCAAAGAAUAUCGCCUUGAAGGGCGCCUCGUUGGGCACAAGAACACAAUCAAUUGCCUAGCGGUCUCUUGCAAUGGAAAUAUGUUGGCAAGUGGGGGCUCGGACGGCAUGAGGAUCUGCGACCUCAAACGACGAGUGCAACUCCCAACUCCACGUCAAACACCAGCCAUCCAAAAUACGGCUGAUCCGGUGACUUGCGCAUGCUGGAUAACCCGUCAAGAAGCAACGCGUGAGACGCUAUGCUAUGGCACAGGACUGGGUUUCAUAUGUAUUUGGCAACAGCAAGGACAAGGCUUGGAAGACUUCAAUGCAAAAGUGUCAAGGCGAAUCGGAAUGGGUAAGGAGAUAAUGUGCCUUACCUAUGAUCAUAGUGGCGACAACAGUCGUAUUGCAAGUGAAACACGCGACAGACGGGUUCAAGUAUGGACAUUUGACUUCAAGGGACUGUUGAUACCAAUCUUCAGCAUUGAGCUCUCCACCACGGUUCCGCGCACUGUCAACUUCAAUCGAACAGCAGGUAGAAACUUGUUGGUAUUCGGGAUGUAUGACGGCAAGAUACAUACGCUUCGAGGCUCGGACAGCACUGUCAUCGCUACAAACAAGGCUGGGCCGAUGAUCGGGCACGCUGUUGUGGACGCCCCUCAGACACUGUUCCUAAUCGACAAUGUAAUGAACGGAUUUAGCUUGCACCGAUUAGAAGAUGGGGCGUGUAUCCGUACCUAUAAUACCAAUCCAGUGAAGACAUUCCCGAAACAGGUUGUUUUUGGGGAACAGGCUACCCUUGUUGUCGGAGGCAGUGACACAGGAACUAUUCAUAUUUUUGACAAGAAUGAAGGCGCCCUGAAGCAAGUAUUGCAACAUGCAGACAAGGGGUGA
Molecule: messenger RNA, 897 nt
Organism: Suillus plorans
Lineage: Eukaryota; Fungi; Basidiomycota; Agaricomycetes; Boletales; Suillaceae
Product: WD40-repeat-containing domain protein
Exons: 4
Coding region: 1-897 (298 amino acids)
Molecular function (GO): protein binding
Source: RefSeq, a predicted model, not a curated record